AGUGUAUAGAUGAUUUAUAUUUAACCUAAACUUAAUCAAGUAGUCCUUUUUUUGUUGUUGUCAAACAUCAAGUCCUUAAACUUAGAAACUGAAGAGAUGUUUUUAUAAGAAACAGUUCUCAUCGUCCAAAGAGGAAACAACCAUGGAUACAGUGAAGGUUGAAACCAUUGGUAGAGAGAUCAUAAAGCCAUCAAUUCCAACUCCAAAUGAUCUUCGAACUCUUCAACUCUCUUUUAUGGAUCAGAUAAUAGCUCCGGUUUAUGCCGUUGCAUUUAUUUUCUAUACCAAAGAUGAUUUGAUCUCUCAAGAACAAACUUCCCAAACUCUCAAAACUUCCCUGUCCGAGACCUUGACAAAAUUCCACCCUUUCGCUGGAAGAGUCAAUGGAUUCACCAUCGACAGUAGCGACGAAGGAGCUGUCUUUGUGGACGCACGCGUCGAUAACUGCACUCUCUCUACUUUUCUGAGAGACCCAGAUAUGAAAUCUCUCCAACAGUUGCUUCCUGUAGAGGCCGCCGAGACCAAUUCGACAUGGCCAUUGCUUCUUGUGCAAGCAACCUACUUCAAGUGUGGUGGCAUGGCGAUCGGAAUCGGCAUCUCCCAUAAGCUUGGCGAUGCAGCCGCUCUAUCGUAUUUCAUCCAAUUUUGGGCUGCCACAGCUCGAGGAGAGAGCGACUCGGUGGCCAAUCCUGACUUUUCUUUCACAAAGCUUUACCCACCAGCACAAGAAGCCAUUACAAUUGCAGGGGAGGAUCAGCUAGGUAAAAGAAAAAUUCUCACGAAGAGAUUUGUGUUUGUGGCGUCUAAGAUCGAAGAGCUCAAGAAGAAAGUCGCUAGUGAUGCCGUGCCUCGACCUACGCGGGUCCAGAGUUUGACUUCACUUAUAUGGAAAUGUGUUGUGGCUGCAUCGACAGACACAGUUCGUGAGAAAGUUCUGUACCAAGCGAAUAACUUGCGGUCCAAGAUACCCACCCUUUUGUCGGAAAACCUAAUGGGUAACCCCUUGUUCUCCACCCUGACCUUGAAUGGAAAAGGUCAGAUGGAGAGUGUAGAAAUUGUUAAGGAACUACAAAAAAGAAACGAGGAGUUAUCCCAUUUAAUCCAACAUGAGGAAGGGUCAUCAGGUUUGACGAUAGGUUCGAAAUUGCUUGGUGCAAUGGCGGCUACCAAGUUUAGCUACGAGCUUUAUGACAUGCACGUUGUAACUAGCUGGUGCAAGAUGCCUCUUUAUAAGACUUGCUUCGGGUGGGGAUUUCCGGUUUGGUUCACUGGAAAUGUUUCUCCAAUUCUAGAAAAUGUGACUGUGUUGAUCGACUCUAAGGACGGACAAGGAGUUGAAGCAUGGGUGACACUGCCUCAAGAGGAGAUGUUACAGUUCGAGCAAAGCACCGAACUGCUAUACUUUGCCUCCCCAAAUCCACGUUAUCUCUUAUCUAAGAUGUAACUUUCUUUAAAAUGUUCUCCAUCAGAUGUGACGUUUCUUUUUACAUGUUUUUAUCAUAUAACAAAUAAUUAAAUAAAUCCGAUUUCAUGGAAUGGAUCACCGGAGAUAUCGAAAUGCUUAAAGUCAACAGUUGUUUGCUUC
This is a messenger RNA of Camelina sativa (false flax), 1585 nucleotides long. The record is from RefSeq and is a predicted model, not a curated record. NCBI's taxonomy places the organism in Eukaryota, Viridiplantae, Streptophyta, Magnoliopsida, Brassicales, Brassicaceae.